AUGAAACAAAUCACAGCCAUUGGGGCCUUGGCCUUGGCCUUGGCCAGAGCUAUUUCGGCAGACAUUGCUUGCAAUUUCAACGUCAGCAGUGCCUUUGCGGCGGCCAACGGUUGCGAUGCCAAUUGCUUCAACAUUCUGCGACACGCGAACGUUUAUGACCACACGCAAGUCGGUCUCGAUUUCGAUUUUAGAUUUUACGACACGGCCCAUAACUUCACAGCCUCCAAGCCCGGAGACUUGCUAAAGCUCCAAGCAGCGGACCCUGUGCCCCUCAACAUCAAAGCCGGGACGACAGUAUAUCGAAUGCAAUACACCUCCUUGGACUUGGACGGCAAAACGAUUGUGCCAUCGACUGGGUUCAUUGCUUUUCCCUAUGCGCCCCUUGGCAGCCCCAGCUGUUCAAAAUAUCACUCGGUCGCGUUUGCGCAUGGCACAAUCGGUGUAUAUCGCGGGUGCGCACCGUCCAACGGCCCGGCGCUCUUUGACUACGAUAGCUGGCAGCUGCUCCUGGAGCGCGGCUACGCUGUCAUCGCGACGGACUUUGCUGGCCUUGGCAACAACGAAACCCUGCACAAAUAUUGCAGUUUUCCUGCGCAGGCAAAUGAUAUAUACUACUCAAUGGUCGCUGCGAGAAGCGCUUUCGGUAAUGUGCUCAGCCGCAAAUGGAUGAGCGUUGGCCACUCAGAGGGCGGUGGUGCUGUCUGGAAGCUGGCGGAGAGUGAUCUUCUCAGUUCGGAAACUCAUCAGUACUUGGGCACUGUCGCCUUGGCACCAGCCACACACAUAAUUGACAUGGCUAUUGAUGGAUUGCUCGAUUCUGGAGGCGAAGAUUCAGACUCUGGAGGAUUCGCGAGCUAUGCGCCGUCACUCGCUAUAGGCAUUCAGCGAUUCCAGCCAUCCUAUAACCUGACUCUGCUCGGCCCUAAAAUGCGCCAACGGUUGGCUAUCGCGGACCGCGCCCAGGUUUGCGCGACUGCUCUGGCGGGACUGACGAUUGACUUGAAGCUAGAAGAAAUCAUCAGCCUAGAGGGAGCGGUCGGCGAUUUGCCUUUGCUGCAAGAAUGGCAGAACAAGACCGCACCGUCGGACGGCCGCGCAUUGACGCCGAUACUCGUUGUACAGGGCCUCAAUGACACUAGCAUUCUCCCUCAAACAACAAAGAACGCGGUCGACAGAGCAUGCCGGGUUGGCAAUACUAUACAUCUCAGCCUGUACCCUGGAAUCGAGCACUCUCCGUCAGUUUCGGCUUCUGCGCCAGAGUGGCUUAAUUGGAUGGACGCGAGGUUCUCUGGACAGCCUUUGGCGACUAAUUGCUCAACUGUUACGAGAGCGCCUUUUGGUAACGGUGCUCAUAUGAAGUUGCCUCCCGAGGACGACAUGAAAGAGGAAUACGGUUUGUAA
Akanthomyces muscarius is the source of this 1401-nucleotide messenger RNA. RefSeq lists its product as uncharacterized. The transcript has a single exon. The record is from RefSeq and is a predicted model, not a curated record. Gene Ontology annotation, molecular function: triacylglycerol lipase activity. Bases 1 to 1401 code for a protein of 466 amino acids. NCBI's taxonomy places the organism in Eukaryota, Fungi, Ascomycota, Sordariomycetes, Hypocreales, Cordycipitaceae. Gene Ontology annotation, biological process: lipid catabolic process.